CGUCCGUUCCGGUCGUACCUAUGUUUUUACUUUUCCGGCGCAUUGUUAAAUCGUGUCAAUUGCACGGAAAGGACCCGUCCAUUGGGAUAUCAUUCUCUGUCAGCCAACGGAGAAGUACGUCGUGUGGAGCAAAGUACCAGUCAUCUACCAGGUCAGACGUAUCACCCCCAUAUCGUUAUCACUAGUUGUUAACACGACGAUUGUUAUAACCGUCGUGUGUGUUUUCUUUUGUAUUAUCAAUCGAUAUCCAUUAGUAUUAUAUGUAUCAUUUUUUUUUUGUAUGAUCACGCAUCUGAAGCGUAUUGUUAUAUUAUUAUUACGUUUGUAUUAUUAUAUGUAUUGUGCGCCAAGCGCCUUAAAAGGACGAGUUGUUAUUAUUGAAUUAAUAAGGUCACCUUCCCGAAAUCUGCGCGAGUCGGAAUAGUCCACUGCCAAUAUACUGCGUAAGAACUAUCCGGCGCAAUCAUCUGGUAGCAGAGCGUGGUUUUCAUUAUUAUUACAUUAGCGUUUUGAUUUCGAGUAUUCAAUUAACGAGUGACCUUUUCUAUUAUUCGUAUUAUCGUUAGCGAUAGAUUUCUAAUUAAAAUAAUUUAUUUAAGUCGACGGUGGUGUCGCAUUCGUAACAUUGAGUUAUUAUUCACUUAUAGGUAUCUAUUUAAUUUGUAUUGGGUAAGCGAAUUGUUGGUUUUCGACCGUCUAUUGCUAUUUGUUUCCUUUACGACUACAUCAUAAUAUUAUACCAACGGUCAACGUGGUCGAGACUGCCGAAGAAAAGGAAAUCAAACGCGUCAGGCGUUUAAUUACUAGAGCUGACACAAAACGCACUAUCGCGGUCAAGAAAAUUCGGUCAGUUAACAGCCUCGCUAAACGCGUUAAGGACGAUCCUGGUCUUAUGGAUGAAUUGCAUAUAGCGGCGGCGACUCUGGACGAUUUAUGGGCACAAUUCGAAGCAGCGGACAGUGAUGUGCUAGACAGUCUAUUGGAAAUAAAUGCCGAAAGCGAAUAUUCGGCUGAGUUGCCAGCCGAAGUGCUCUCUAUUAUCAACGCCACUACGGCAAUCGCCAUGCAGGGUAAUUUCGACGAUUUUAAGAAUACUAAGCGCGGCCAUGGCGAGCGAAAUCAGAACAGCGACACACUAUUCAAGUCAGCAUCUAGACUACCCGAAAUUCCAUUACCGUCGUUCAAUGGCGAUUUCAAUUAUUGGCCGACGUUCCGCGAUCGGUUCUCCGCGCUUGUUGGUGAUAGGACCGACUUACCGAAAAUCGAUAAAAUGCAACAUUUGAUCGGAUGUCUGCAGGGUUCUGCGUCUGACGCCAUUCGCAAUAUACCCGUGUCCGCUGAUAAUUAUGACCUUGCGUGGUCCACGUUAUCGUCGCGUUUUCAUCGCCCGCGAUUGGUCGCAACUGCAUUGAUCGACAAAUUGCUCAACGCCCCGGUGUCGUCGCAAGNCACAAUAUUGCAGCUAUAUAUUCUCACAAUAUUAUAG
Molecule: messenger RNA, 1486 nt
Organism: Myzus persicae (green peach aphid)
Lineage: Eukaryota; Metazoa; Arthropoda; Insecta; Hemiptera; Aphididae
Exons: 3
Coding region: 893-1486 (197 amino acids)
Source: RefSeq, a predicted model, not a curated record